AUGAAGCUGUCUUCUAUUUUGUCAGUUUUUUCAGUCGGUUCCGAUGCAUUACUUGAUGCAUCCAUCACAAAUUUCAACAUUUUCAUGACUCGAGGAACCCGUCUCUUUUUCAACUGGGACACGAUCGGAUCCGAUUCCGUUUCCGACUGGAAAGUCACGAUCACCGACAGCGAUACUGGCAGAAAAGCCGGUCGCUCCAAGCUCAAAAUAAAAAACGACCGACCAUCGAUGGCCGUGGACAAGCUCAAGCCUCACACAAAAUACGAAAUUUCCGUAACGCCGGUUUCGAAAACAGAUGAAGGCGAAGAGAGCAUUUUCACCGCGUGGACUAGUCCUAGAGCAGUCGAAAAGGUCGUUACAGUUGGAAGAUUUUCCUCGACAGUUUGGAUCGAAUGGCAACCUCCAAGCCAGGGUUGCCGAUACCUCAUGUCGCCCUGUUUGAUCGGCAAAAUAUUUGAACCCUUCAAAAGCUACGUCGGCGACCAAGGCGACCCAGACCAAUACGUCAUCACCAAUGCUCGAGACAAAAAUGAGCGUUACUUCACCACCGAAACAGGCAUUCAACUCACCAUCGGCAAAGGCGUCUCAAUGGAUUACAAAAUCCAAUCAGUUGCCUGCGACGAUUGCGAAAAUCCGACCAACGAAGCCUGGUCCCCGCCGCUGAAUUUCAAAGUCACGUCGUUGCCUCCAAAGCCGGCGAAUUUGAAAAUUGUUGAAGAGAGCAUUUCGGAUUUGGAAAGAGCGAAUGUCGUUGUUGGGUGGGAAAAUCCGAAUAUUGACUAUGAUUCAGUCAAAAUCGAGUACUCGCCGAAUACUCCUCAAGGUUACACAAAAUCGCCGACUUUCUUUCCCAAUGCCUGGGAUACUCAAGCGACUCUUGAAGGCUUGUAUCAAAAUGUGGUCUACACGAUCAGCAUCCGAUUCGUCGUGGACAACGUCGAGGGCCCAGCAGAAACCAUCAGCGUCGCCGUUGCGGAUGCAAAAGGCCACUUCCCGCAUCAACAAAACUGCCAAGUACCCACCUAUCUCCGUCCAGAAGCGCUGCGAGUCAAAAGAGGGAUCUUUGGCGAGCCAAAGUUGGAGGUCACGUGGGAGCAUCCGCGAGCAAAGAAGCCGGAAAAUGGAUACAGAUUGGUCUUCGCGCCGUUUGCCAGCGUUAUUGAUCAAAAACCAUGGAUUGUGGACGUCAAUCAAAAUACAAAAGAGUUUGCUCUUUCCGGGCAAAAAUACGAUCCCUACGAUGAAUACACCGUUUCCGUCUUCGCCCUCCACGACGAGCAGAUCAUGGCUCCUAAUUCUCCCGAUUUUCUCGCCUCCGUUUUCACCGGGCAGUUGCUGAUGGGAUCCAGCGAAGACAAAUUCGUAGAGCUGGUGAAGACAGAUUCUUGCUGUGGGAGCAAAAAAUACAAUUCAGAGAUUCAAGGUUGUUGUGGCGGACAUUUGUACGAUCUCAGCGAUCCUUUUGCCUUCUGUUGUGGGUCAUCAACAUUCGAAAUCAACAACGAAAACUGCUGCGCGAAUGGAAUUAUUGUCCCAAUAAAUUCUUCUUGCCCCGAGGAGUGA
Oikopleura dioica is the source of this 1563-nucleotide messenger RNA. The record is from the annotation of a GenBank genome assembly. NCBI's taxonomy places the organism in Eukaryota, Metazoa, Chordata, Appendicularia, Copelata, Oikopleuridae.